AUGGCGUUUCGCAGUUCGGUGUUGGGUUUGUGCGAGGGCGAUGACUAUGCCGCGGACCCGCGCCAGAGCGGCGGCGGUGGCGGCGGCGGCAGCAGCAAGGGGAAGUGCAAGGGCUCGACCUCGGCGCUGCCCACGCCUCGCAUCGCCUUCACCGACUUUGGCGGCGGGAUCGGCGGCGGCGGGGGCGGCAGCGGCGGCGAGAGCUCGCCCAGCCCCGCGCACCACCGGCACAGCUCGCCCGAGCCGCCCCCGGGGCUGGUGGACGCCGUGCUGUGCCUUGCCGGCGGCGGGGCGGGGCGGGCGGCCGGCGGCGGCGGCGGCGGCGGGGGCGGGGGCGCACGCGCUGUACGGCGGCUGGCGCGCCUGCUCAACCAGCGGGGC
Gryllus bimaculatus (two-spotted cricket) is the source of this 381-nucleotide messenger RNA. The record is from the annotation of a GenBank genome assembly. NCBI's taxonomy places the organism in Eukaryota, Metazoa, Arthropoda, Insecta, Orthoptera, Gryllidae.